AUAUUUCUGUACUUCUGACUCUUUUCUCAUCGUUUUCUUCUCUCUGAAUUCUGAUCUAGAGAGCGAGAAAACAAGGAAAGAUUUAGACUUUACGUGAGGAGGGAAAUGGGUGCGUCGGAUUCGAUUCGGAAGAUGGGUUUUUUGUUGCAUUUUUUUGUUGCAUCAGCGGUGAUUGUGUCGUCGAGGGAGCAGCUGAGUUCAAGAGAAUGUGAGAAUCUUGGAUUCACGGGUCUGGCACUGUGCUCCGACUGCAACACUUUCGCUGAGUAUGUCAAGGAUCAAGAGUUGGUGUCUGACUGCUUGAAAUGUUGCACGGAGGACUCUGAUGAUUCCAUGAGCAAGAUUACUUAUUCUGGAGCAGUGCUGGAGGUCUGUAUGAGGAAACUGGUUUUCUAUCCAGAAAUUGUUGGUUUCAUUGAAGACGAGAAGGACAAGUUCCCAAGCGUUAAAAUUCAGUAUGCUUACAACUCCCCACCAAAGUUGAUCAUGCUGGAUGAUGAGGGCCAACAGAAGGAAACUUUAAGAAUUGACAAUUGGAAACGUGAACACAUCCUGCAAUUCUUACGAGAGAAAGUUAAACUUGCUUCAGCAAGCUCGUAGAAUGAUUUGUUACCGUCUACCUUAAUUAUUAUGGCUUGCUAUUCCUUGUUCAGGGGAGAAAUUUCACAACUGAUUGAUUGUACAUGAGGGAACAUAUUGCACAUCUAUAAUUUACCAAUGGAAAGUUUUUGAGUGCAUUUUUGGUGGUAUUCUGCAGUGGACUAUAAUGUUGUAUGAAACAUCUUGAUGCUUAGAUUUCUAUGAUAUUUCCUACCAAAGGUGAUAACUGCUUCUGUAUAUUCCGAAUGGAAUGAACAUCUCAUUUCCUUUGUUUGAUCAGCAAUGAACAUCUCGUUUCUAG
Messenger RNA from Rubroshorea leprosula, 901 nucleotides. Lineage: Eukaryota; Viridiplantae; Streptophyta; Magnoliopsida; Malvales; Dipterocarpaceae. The record is from the annotation of a GenBank genome assembly.